This is a messenger RNA of Danaus chrysippus (African queen), 414 nucleotides long. Lineage: Eukaryota; Metazoa; Arthropoda; Insecta; Lepidoptera; Nymphalidae. The record is from the annotation of a GenBank genome assembly.
UUGGAAGAUCCAGGCAACCUUAGAAGCUUAGACCCUCUCAUGAGCCUCUACCCGGUGCCAGCAUACUAUUGCGAAUAUCUCAGCCUGGAGUUCCCAGAUGGGUCAUUGUCAGCAGCGAUACCACAUUGGCCGAUACUUCUAACGGAAACUAGCUUCAAGACCAUCGAGGUCAUACUCCUGAGAUUCUUGUUUCUCGUCUGUCUGAUCCAUUCUCUUCAAUGCAGUGAAGAAGAAGGUGCUUCAACUGAAAGCCAACCUGCAACAACAACAGAAAAAUCGGGUUCGGGUUCGGGUAAUUCAUUACCAUUCGGUUCUGUUGCAGACACAUUGAUAGACCAAUUAGAAAAGAUCGCGAAUAACUUAAACCCGAUAUAUUUCAUAAAUAUGUUCAGAAAAAUAUUUAAUAAUUCAUAA